AUGGAAGGACUAACGUGGGGUAGCUCUGUUUUUCACAGCAAACCAAACUCGCUCAGCCAUGUCCGGACCAUGUGGUUUUCCGGAGAUCAAGCACUUCUACCCAUCAAACCAACAGACAUUCUCCCUCCAGAAAGAGGCCACGAGGUCGCAAAGGAACUUGGUAUCCCUUACUACGAAACGAGUAUUGUAGCUCAGUUUGGAGUCAAGGAUGUUUUCGACAACGCCAUCCGAGCCGCUCUCAUCUCCCGUCGGCACCUGCAAUUCUGGAAAUCACAUCUGAAAAAGGUCCAGAGGCCUCUGCUCCAGGCUCCCUUCCUGCCCCCACGCCCCCCACGACCCAUAGUAGGCAUCCCAGACCCUCCCCCCUGCGACGGCGAAGGCCCUGACUCCCUGUUCUGCCUGCCACUCUGCGCAGAUGUCCUGUUUCUUCUCCAGGAGGGUGCUAGUAGAGUAUUUGCACACAAAGUCUAUCUUGCCACAUCUUGUUCCAAAUUCUACGACCUAUUCACUCUAGAUUUAGGUGGGUUGUCAAAGGGGCAGGUGGUGCAGGAUCAGGAGAGCAGAGAAAACAUGGAGCUUGGGGAAGAAGAUGAACAUACAAGGAGAGGAGCGAAGGAGCAAGCGGGUCGUACCAAAAGCUUAGACACUGACAAAGAUGGCAUUCAAGGAGGGGUUCCAGUGUUGAAUCGACCUCAGCUCCUGCAGCAGGGCUCUCUGAGGACUUCACAGAGUGAUAAUGCUCUCCCUUCUCGAGCCCGGUAUACCCUGGGAGUGCUGGGGACCGGACGAGCGCUCUCAGGAUGGGGAAGGGGCUUUCUGAGUGUUUGUUUGGAGCAUGUAGAUGACCCUACGACAGGACGUCCCCGGCUCAUGACUGUGGUCGCCAUGGAUGCGCUCAUACAGGAGGAACCUUUCAAGGCUGUGCUCCAGUACCUUUACACCGGCAGCUUGGACGAGGGUCGAGGUGAUCUGAUGCAGGUGGCUACUAUAGCGGAGCUGCUGGAAGUGUUUGACCUGCGGAUGAUGGUGGCCAAUGUGCUGAACCGGGAGAGCUUCAUGAACCAAGAGAUCACCAAGGCUUUCCAUGUGCGCAGGGCCAACCGCAUCAAGGAGUGUCUCAGCAAGGGGACCUUCGCUGAUGUGGCGUUCCAGCUGGAUGAUGGCUGUCUUCCGGCUCACAAGCCUCUCCUCAUAUCCAGCUGUGACUGGAUGGCUGCAAUGUUCCGUGGCUCCUUUAUGGAAAGCUACACAGACGAGGUGUCUAUCCCAAACACAAGCACAGCAUGCAUGAGAGGGGUACUAGAGUUUCUCUACUGUGGUCUACUGACUCCAAGUUCAGGUCUGGAGCCCAUGGAACUCAUCGUUCUAGCCAACCGCCUGUGUUUACCUCGCCUUGUUGCCCUCACUGAACAACAUGCUGUCGAUGAGCUUCUGCAGUUUGCAGUGAAAGGGAUGGAUAUUGAUGGGCAAGUGUUGGCCUACUUGGAACUGGCACAGUUUCACAAUGCCAAACAACUCUCAGCUUGGUGUCUUCAUCACAUCUGCACUAACUACAACAGCAUAUGUCGCAAGUUUCCCAAAGACAUGAAGGCAAUGUCUCAAGAUAACCAGAAACACUUUGAGAAGCAGCGUUGGCCUCCUGUGUGGUUCCUGAAGGAGGAGGACCGUUAUCUGCGUUCCCAAAAAGAGCGCCAGCGUGAGGAGGAGAUACUGCGCAAACAGCACACCAAAAGAGGCUGGUGUUUCUGGAGACACCCGUCUUCUUCUCCACACAUCUCCUGA
Molecule: messenger RNA, 1782 nt
Organism: Knipowitschia caucasica
Lineage: Eukaryota; Metazoa; Chordata; Actinopteri; Gobiiformes; Gobiidae
Source: the annotation of a GenBank genome assembly